Molecule: messenger RNA, 2640 nt
Organism: Gigantopelta aegis
Lineage: Eukaryota; Metazoa; Mollusca; Gastropoda; Neomphalida; Peltospiridae
Product: GA-binding protein subunit beta-1-like
Exons: 12
Coding region: 208-1575 (455 amino acids)
Biological process (GO): positive regulation of transcription by RNA polymerase II
Cellular component (GO): nucleus
Molecular function (GO): protein binding; transcription cis-regulatory region binding
Source: RefSeq, a predicted model, not a curated record
GUUACAUCCGGUUAAUCGCUGAACUUCCGGAAUGCUCUUUUACAGCAUGUUGGAACGUUUUAUUUAACACAAAUUUAUCCCUGAUGUUUAUUUAAAUAGUUAAUCGUUUCUGCUGACACACUUUGAUACCAAUCGACAACCGUGGCAUCUCUGGGGUGUUUCAAGGUGGUCGCCCGCCAGCCCAAGGAAGAACAAGUGACCCGGAACAUGUCUCUCGUUGACCUUGGCAAACGGCUGCUCGAUGCAGCGAAGCGUGGCGAAACCGACACGGUCCGUGCAUUGAUGUCAAACGGGGCUCCAUUCACAACAGACUGGCUAGGGACGUCUCCACUACACUUUGCUGCCCAAUAUGGUCACUGCCGGACGGCGGAGGUGCUGUUACGAGCGGGAAUCAGUCGAGACGCUCGCACAAAGGUAGACCGCACGCCGUUACAUGUGGCUGCUCAGGAGGGUCAUCUGGAGAUUGUGGAAUUACUGUUGUCAAAUUCUGCUGAUGUGGAUGCCAAAGAUAUGUUGAAGAUGACGCCACUUCACUGGGCGACUGAAAAGGGACAUCUCCAAGUUAUCGAAGUUUUACUCCGACACGCAGCCGAUGUUACUUUUGAAAACAAGUUUGAUCACACCCCUCUUGACAUCGCUAUUAGUAACGGCAGAACAGACUUGGCACAGAUAAUCCAGCUGGCUCAGCAUACUGAUUUAGCAUGCGCUGAAGGCGAAACUGUAACCAUAGAAACAACGGAAAACCAGGCCGGGGAAGGUCUCAUAGCAACAGAGGAUGAAUUGAACGACUCCGACAGUUUGAAACUUUUCACAGAGUCUGCGUCGAACUGCGACCAAAGCAGUACGUCCGUUCUGGCCACGCUGGCCGCUCUAGCCGAAGCGACGGCUCCACGAACUAACACACAGAAUGUGAGUACGUCGGAAGCGAUGAACUGGCUGGAAUCUCAAGGAAUAACAAUGAUAUCGUCGGCCGAUGGAGGACUCAUAACGUCGGCCGUCGACAACGGACAGACCGUUUCCCUGACCGAGGCUGGGAAAAUUGCUCUGAAUAUCAUUCGUCAGCAACAGGGUUUGAAAACGACGGAGUCUGAUCAGGAAAAUGACGGAACGCUCGAAACGGUCGUUGGAGAUUCAAAUCAGAAAGUAAUAACGAUAGUUGCGGAACACCCGAAUGAGAAUCUGACGACAGAAUCUGUCGACUCGAUCGUUGUGACAAUGCAGGAAGACGGGUCGGUUUCUGAAUUACCUGUUGACAUCAUCGUGGAAACGGCAGAUGAUAACGAGGAACCUGCGAGAAAGAAAAUUAAAAUCGAAGCUGAGGAUUCGAUAGAAGAGGCGUCGGUAUCUAUCCCAGAAACCCUUGUGACGGAGACUGUAGAAGGGGAGGAAGAACAGGUGGAAAUUGAGGAGGCAACUGCUGUAGAUGUUGGUGAGGAUGCCGGGCAAGGGGAGCUGCAGAAAAAAUUGGAGGAAAUACAGAGACAGGCAGACGAGUUCAAGGAACAGUUAAAGAAGAAGGAAAUGGAGGCGGAAGAUUACAAAAAACAGUUAAACAAGAUCAAGGGAAAGAAGUAGCUAGCCACUGUAAACUCUUUAGAAAAUGAGGUGGUUAACAACUGCGAACUCUUUAGAAAAUGAGGUGGUUAACAACUGCGAACUCUUUAGAAAAUGAGGUGGUUAACAACCGCGAACUCUUUAGAAAAUGAGGUGGUUAACAACUGCGAACUCUUUAGAAAAUGAGGUGGUUAACAACCGCGAACUCUUUAGAAAAUGAGAUAGUUAACAAUUGUGUACUCUUUACAAAAGAAGAUAAUUUACAACUGCAAACACUGCAAAGAGAGUCCAGUUUUUUUUACUUAUUCUUGUAUUUGAAACAGUUCUGGUUUCAAGAACGUUUUCCUAAACGUUUUGAAGAGGCAAAAAUGUAUUUCCGUUCUAGGAUCCCACACAAGCUUGCAUAGUGGUGUGACAAGAAUGGAUUGGUUCUUGGACGUUCGUGGACACAGUUUCGAUUACAGGGUUUGUUUUCGGUUUUGUAAAAGGGGAGACAACUGUGUGAUGGAGAGAAGAUAACUUUUUGUUUUUUUUAAAUUAAUUUUUUUUUUUUAAUUAUAUAUUUUAUUAUUGUUAUGGGUUUUUUUUAAUUCUGGUGUUUGUGAUUUGAAAGAAGAAACGUUUUGUUACUGCUCUUACUAAUAUUUUAGAAGAGUGAUGUUCAAGAUUACAGUGCCACAAACUAAUGACGUCAUUAGCAAUUGGAACAGGCGACGUUGACGAUUCAAGGGUCUACAGUUAGAUUGUAGCCAGGUAUUUUUUUCAAGAAAUGCCAAAUAUACAGUUAGUUCAAGAUUACAGUGCCACACAAAAACUGAUCCACUUUGACGAAAAAGCUUCCAAUAACAUUAACAUUAAGCAAAACGGAAAUGUGUUAUCUUAUUUAUUUUUGCAUAACCCAUAACUUGGUUAUGCAAAUUUGUGUUCAAUUCUUGGAGGCUUGCACUUUUUAAGACCCUGCAACAUCAGCGUGCGAUUUUGACAAGAGUCCGGGAGACCGAGGCUCGCAAAAAUCAUAUAGAACUCUCUAGCUUUUGUAGCAUACAAACCUGCAAAUUAUUUGUACAAAUUACAUUGUAAACUGAC